Blastomyces gilchristii SLH14081 is the source of this 189-nucleotide messenger RNA. RefSeq lists its product as uncharacterized. The record is from RefSeq and is a predicted model, not a curated record. Bases 1 to 189 code for a protein of 62 amino acids. The transcript has a single exon. Lineage: Eukaryota; Fungi; Ascomycota; Eurotiomycetes; Onygenales; Ajellomycetaceae.
AUGAGAAGACUUACAGCAAAGAGAGGAACUGCACUGCUUAGAGCCAGAGGCUGGUCUGAGAGAGGCAUGAGAUUAGCUGCUGGCCUGAAGAUCGGGUGCAGUGGUGAGACUGAGGAAGAUGAAGACAUGAUCAUGAGUGGCAGCACCCCUGCUUCACCAGCCAGUAAAAAGCAAUCAGAGAAGUUGUGA